Messenger RNA from Anopheles cruzii, 2187 nucleotides. RefSeq names its product TBC1 domain family member 20. The transcript has 7 exons. Gene Ontology annotation, biological process: endoplasmic reticulum to Golgi vesicle-mediated transport; positive regulation of GTPase activity. The record is from RefSeq and is a predicted model, not a curated record. Gene Ontology annotation, cellular component: endoplasmic reticulum membrane. NCBI's taxonomy places the organism in Eukaryota, Metazoa, Arthropoda, Insecta, Diptera, Culicidae. Gene Ontology annotation, molecular function: GTPase activator activity. The coding region runs from base 252 to 1754 and encodes 500 amino acids.
GUGAACAAAGUGUCGUAGGAAGCGAAGGGAAAAAGAAAAGAAACAAUAAAAAAACCAUAGUGUCACCAUCACCGAAAAAGACAAAAAACUAACAACAACUCUGCAGCCCGUUCCGGUGGAAAAUCGAUCGGUUGUCCGCGAGUAUUUUUCCGUGUGUCGUUGCGGGUGCUGGACGGUGAUUACAUGAUACAAACUUGGUUCGAUAACCACCAACCACCAGCCGAAAAACGAAAACGAAUGUAGAGCAAGCCAUGGAGCGAGUGGAACUACUGAACGGCCCAUCGGAAAAGCGCAUCUCGCGGUCUCGGGUUCUCGAGGAGGAUAGCGACGAUCAGCACGACUCACAACCGUCGACGGAUUCCGGGUCGGGUUCCGAGCAGGUUACAGCGACUCCGAGUGGACACGGAAUGUCCCAGCCAUUAUUGCCUCAAGUCGGAAACGCUCAUCGUCAGGAAAAGUGCACCGAUGGCGGGUUUAUGGUCGAAUCAGUGAACUUGACGCGGAAUGAUGACCAGACCAUGGAGAAUGCCGAAGAAAAGCUUCGCAACGGCGCCUCUUCACCCGGAGCGAAUGGAAAAAAUGUGGCCCUAGUGCAACCCAACAACCACCGAAGAUCGGAUGAACCGACGGAGUUGAGCUUCGAGAAGUUUCCGGAAAAUCAUGAGGAAAAACUGAAACGAAUAAAAAUCGAAAACGCCCUCGACGACCCGAAGACGCCACCCGAGACAUGGAAACAGUUCGCCAAGUCCGAGUAUGGGCUUAUUAACGAUGACUUGCGGCGCAAGGUUUGGCCCCUCCUUGUCGGGGUUGAUCCGCAACAGGUAGAUCCGGCCCCGUCGCUCGAGCAGUUGAACAACCACCCAGAAUACCACCAGGUGGUGCUGGACGUCAACCGUUCGCUGAAGCGUUUCCCGCCGGGUAUCCCGUACGAACAGCGUGUCGCCCUUCAGGACCAACUUACCGUGCUGAUUUUGCGUGUCAUCAUCAAGUACCCACAUCUGAAGUAUUACCAGGGAUACCACGAUGUAGCGAUCACGUUUCUGUUGGUCGUGGGCGAAGAGGUUGCAUUUCACGUGAUGGAGAUCCUUUCCACCAACCAUCUGGUCGAGUGCAUGCAGGAAACAAUGGAGCCGACUCAACGAAGGCUGAUGUUCAUCUAUCCGUUGAUACGGCACGAGAAUGCAGCUCUCUGCAGCUACCUGGAGAGAUCAACGGUAGGAACACUGUUUGCACUGCCGUGGUACCUGACCUGGUUUGGCCACAGUCUAAACUCGUACCGGUCCGUGGUACGGCUCUAUGACUACUUUCUGGCAUCCGACUUUCUGCUGCCCAUCUACGUUACCUCCGCGAUUGUCAUCUACCGGCAGAACGAGAUUUUCCAGGAGGACUGUGACAUGGCCUCGCUACACUGUCUGCUAUCACAGCUACCUGAGGACCUUCCCUUCGAAUAUUUGCUGAAAAGUGCAGAAACUCUCUAUCGAAAGUACCCUCCGCGGGUGAUCGAAAAGGACGUUGAAACUAUGAUCGCCAAUGAAAAACAACAACGGCUCGCCGAAGAGCGGGAACGCGAGUAUCGCCGGCUGUACGGUAAAAAGCCUCCGCCGCCGAUUCCGGCAUCUAUCAUUGGACGGUUUCUGCCCCACCUGCAGCUAUCCCGUCGUUCGGUGUUCGUCACGACCGCGUUCUCUAUUCUGGUCGGGUUCUGUGCUUACUACUACCGGGCACACUAUAUGCCGCUGGCGGCGAUCAGAUGAGUGGAGCUGUUCCGGCGGCUCCCGUCGUCGUUUGUUGUCAGUGCCCCUGCUAACCCACUGGCCGGGUUUGGCCGGUGGGCGGCUAGUGCAAGCGGACCACAAGUGCAGUGAAGCCGGCGGACUACGGUGUGGGUUGCACUCUAUCCGAGGGAUUUGUGAUUAUUCGUUGUUGUCGUCCCCUACCACGUUCUCGCACGCUUUCCGCUAUCAACAAGGCCGCGCGCCAUUGUACGUUCCAGUCAUUGGGUUUGGUUUCGCUUUCGGACAUCGAUUUCCCAUUCAUCUCUCCCUUUGUAUUUUGUGUACAUACGUUCACUAGAAAGUUCUUCUCUUAAAUGCUAUCAUUGCUGUGGGCGUAUCACGUGAGGAAGAAAUGUAAGCUUUUUGCUUCCAACACUUCAAAUUAUUAACUCGACUUCAGUUGCAUGAUAGU